Molecule: messenger RNA, 6972 nt
Organism: Schistosoma curassoni
Lineage: Eukaryota; Metazoa; Platyhelminthes; Trematoda; Strigeidida; Schistosomatidae
Source: the annotation of a GenBank genome assembly
GAAUAAAAGGUCAGUCAUCAUCAUAAACUCUUUCCAAAACAGGUUGAGAAAUUUGUAUGCAAAGGGUGGGAGAAGUUUAUCUAAAUGGAAAAUAGUUGUAACUAUCACUAAAGUUUCAACUUUUUGCCUUUUCUGUUGUGUUUUUUUACGCAAAUAUAUAUACACAUUCAAGUUCGUAUUUUAGUUAAAGAUCUUUAAAAGAGGGUAAGAGAAUGAACUAUGGUUCUCGUGGCUACAUUACAAUGACAAUGUAGGUGUGUGAUAUGCAUGUAAGCUGUUAGAUUGUCUUUCUUUUUACAGAUAUUUACAUAUUUCAAUUUGUGUGUAUAUGUCUGUAUACGUUUGUAACUAGUUAAAAUAUGAAUUUAAGAUUUUUUUUAGGGUGGUGGACUCGAAUCUGUGUUGUAAUAUUUUACUGAGAUGAAAUAUUUGUUAGUUGGUUGGUUAGUUAGAUACACAUUUACAGUGAAACAUUGUCCUAUCCACAUUAUUUGUAUCGAUACAUACAUACAAAAGUUUAUUCAACAAUUCUCAAAAACUUCUACAAUUUUAUGUCUUUCCUUCAAUUUUCAAAAUUAAAACGAAAAUAUUUUUGUGUGUUCAACUAUUUUUGUCUGUAUGUUCAUAUAUGUAUAUUGAUUGAGGAACAAAAACAGUGUGAAAUAUAGAAUGAACAAUCAUAUACACAAAUGCAUGUGAGAGAAUAUGAGACAGGGAGGAUAACUGUAAAUGAAGAAUUUCAUAGGUUUGAAAUUUUCGUUAAAUUUAAAACAAACUUAUUUUUUCACUUCAUUUAACGGUUAAUUUUUAUAUUUCAUUCCCGUGUUAACGUUGAUUGUUUUUGGCGAGAGUGAUUUUAACUUCUGAAUUCUGUGAUACCUAGUUUUACAAUAUUAUUACAUGUACUGUUUAUAUUACCAUGAUUAAACAAAGUAUAUAGUGGACUAUAGUUGCUGAACUCCAUACUAGUUAAUAAUAAUAAUACACUUCAUUAUAAUACACUACUUUUUGAUGACUGCAAUUGAUAAUGAUGAUCUUGGGCUUUAAAUGUUUAUUAAUCCAAACAUUAAAAUUAUCCCUUACAAGUUACACUAGGUAACCUGAAUAAAUCUUAAGACGUCAAUAAAUCUUAAUGAAUAGAAGAAAUCCAUCUUAAUGCAUUGUAUUACUUCUGUAUUAUCAUUAAAUUCACCUGAACAAAUGAUUGAAUCUCAACAAACUACUCGAAAAAAUCCAUCUCCAUCAUCUUCUAUAAAAAACUCUGAAAAACAAAUUAACACAUCAAUCUUUGUACCAUCUGUAUCCUCCUCCUCUUCUUCGACAUCGUCAUGCUCAUCUGUAUCAUCCACUUCACCACAGUCAACUGGAUUAGGACUAAACUUGACAAAGUCAUUUAUGACACAAGUAAGUGAACCUUCAUUAAAUGAAACAUCUAAAAUAAACCCCAUAUUUCAAGAUGGCGAUUCAAAUGGUGCACAAGAUAUCUGUACAGCAAACAAUAAUUCAUAUAUACUACCUGGUUUUCCAUCUUUUUGUCUUGGUAUGUCAAAUGAUUCUUUGAUAAAUCAAAUUACAAAUGGUCAUGCAACAAAUUUAUUGUCUAUACCAACACCAACAUUCUCAUCAAGUGAUCUCUGCAUGAAUAAAUUUUCCGACAAUUUAGUUCGUUCUUGGACUGAAGGUUAUCCAGUUACAAUUUCGUCCUUUAAUACUAAUACUAUGAUUACAAAUAUUGUCAAUUCAACAAUUAAUAGUUCUCGAAAUAAUAACAAUAAUAAUAUAAUAGCUAGUAUAGGUGCUAAUAACACUAUGCUUCUCAGAUCGCAUUCUACCGGUCUAUCUUCAUUUAAUGCUAAUAAUUCUCAUGGCUUAGUUUUACCAUUGUCAUCAUCAUCAUCAUCGUCAGAGAAUUUAUCAGCAUCAGGAACUUUUAAUAAUUAUCACAAUGAUAAAUCAAAGUCUAUUUUAUCAGAUAAUGAGGAACAUUUAUGUAAUAAUCUCUCGGUUUUAAAUUCAUAUACUGAUUCAAAUAAAUCUCGAAAUAAUUAUAAUAAUUCCGUAGCUACUACCGUAAGUAAUAUCACCACAACUAAUAGUAAUAAUAGCUCUUAUAGUACUUCGAGAAAAAACGAUGAAGAUUUUUGUGAUUUAUGCCAAAAACAUUUUUGUAAUAAAUACUAUUUACGUAAACACAAAACAGAUGUUCAUGGUAUUCACACUGAACCAUAUUCGCAUAGUCGUCGUCGUGGAAAUGAAACACAAACUGUGAAUAAUUUAAGUCAAAUAAAAAAUGUCAACCCAUUCCUUACUACUACUAAUAAUAAUAACAUUACGAGCAAUGUAACUGGUUUUAUCAAUAAUGCUUCAUCUGAUAUCGACAUUACUAUUAAGUGUAACAAUAAUAAUUAUAUAUUUCCCAGUGAUAAUUCCAAAAUAAAAGAUCAAGUCAAAGGGAUUGAUUUUACAUCAGAUUUUGAUAAAUCCCAAAUGAACGACAUUCAAUGUGAGUUAAUGAAAACACAAUCUCCAACAAAAUGUGAGUUAAAUAAUAAAUCAUUAUCUAACAUCUAUGAUUAUAUUAAAUGUGGAAGCAAUCCUUUGCUUCCCAGUUAUGUAAGUGAAAUUACAAAUGAAAAACGAUGUGGAAAUGAUGAAAUGACCCAAUGGAACAAAAACUGUUUAGGUACUACUACUAUAAGCACAACAUGCAGUAGAAACAGUGUUAGUAUUAGCUCUGGUUAUGGUAGUAAUGUAAACCAGUCAAUAGAUCUUACUGGGGAUCAAAGUACCUUGAAUGAAGCGAACAGUUCUUGCCAGACAACCACCUUUAAUAUGACUGCUUCAUGUACUCAUAAUAUUAUUGAUAAAAAUGAGUUAAAUAUUGGACAAAAGAGCAUGAUAGAUCCAUCGAUAGUUCAGUCAAAAAACUUAAAUCCUUUACUUUCAGCACAGCACUACUAUAUGAUGGCACUAGCAGCGAAUUUUUCACCAUCUACAGCUGGCUUAUUCAAUCCUUCCGAAGUAAUGGCCAAAUCAAAUCUGAUGUCUCCAUUAAAUCCUCAUCUUGAUAUUCCACUUUUGUCGAUACCGCCUUCCCUCGAUUUAAACCACGUUGCCUUACGUGAAGCUCAAUGUGAUCAAUGUCAAAAAGUGUUUUGUAAUGAAUAUUUCCUCCAGCUGCAUCGUUUUAGUCAUCAGAUUAAUUCAGAUAAAUUGAUAUUAAAAAAUGAGAAAGAGCAGUUUGAUAUUCUGGAAAAUUUUCCAACUGAAAUGGAAGUUACUGAUAGUAUAAAUAAGAAAGACAAUACACAGCACAACACUGAAAAAUUAAGUAUGGAUAUCGAAGAUAAUGACAACGGUGACUGUGAGUCACAAAAAUUUAAUCAAAAUGAAACAAAAAAGGAAGAAAUUGACUCAUCUCUAUUUUUUGUGAACAAGUCAAAUACUAAUGAAGUGAAUAUGAAUUAUCCUGAAAAUUCUGAAUUUCGUCUUGGUACACAUUCAUUAGAUGCUUUUAAAAAUAGUAUGGUUGCAGCAAAAUUAGCUGAUCGUGUUACUUGUGAAUUGUGUAAUAAGGAAUUAUGCAAUAAGUACUUUUUAAGAACACAUAAAAUAAGAGUUCAUGGAAUAUCACCAAAAGAUGUUGGUGGACCACCAAUGAGAAAUCCACCAAUAAUAGAUAAUUCAUCAUUGAAUUAUUCCUUAAAUGAUUUACAAACAAUAAAUUGUGUAACUAAUUCUCAUCAAAAUAAUUCUACACUGAAUUUUGAUGAAAAUUGUAAAAUAGAUGCAACAUUAUCUGAUGAAAUGUUAAAUUCAUUUAAUUCUGCAUAUUCUACACUUGGUUUAGUAAAUCAAUUUCUUCCAUUAGCUUAUUGGCCGUUAUUUACUUCAAAUCAUUUUAUUUCUGAACAAGCUGUAAAUUGUCACUUAGAUAAAUCACUUUUACCUAAUUUCGAUAAUACUGUUCUAUGGAAUAAUUUGAAUAAUUCCCUUACUAAUAAUAUAUACAAUUAUACAAAUAUUACCACUGGUAGUAAUGGUAUUAAAAAUUCAAACCUUACUGAAAUCCCUUCUGCUAUAACAUCGAUUUAUUGUCCACUAUGUGAUUUACCUAUUGGACCACGUUUAUUUUUACCUACACAUUUAAGUAGUGUUCAUAAAUUAUCACCAACUGAUCCAGAUUUCUUUAUGAAUAUGUUACGUGCCAAACCAAUGUCGAAAAUAGAAAAACCGAAUGAUCUUAAAUGUUAUAAUCAUUUAUCUACUACACAAACUAAAUCAAUAAAUGAUGAUUUUCAAGAAGAAAGUACUGUGAACAACAAUAUACAUCAGCCUAAUGUUGACAAUCAUCAUGUUAACGGAUGUACUUCACCAUCUGGUAAAAAUGAAGAUCAAAUAAAUAUAAAUAAUUAUUGUGAUAAUUUAAUUCUCAAAGAAUUACAAUCAUCUAAUCAAAAAUCGGAACCUAAAGUAAUUAAUAGCGAAUCAACAGCAAAUUCUUCUGAUUUAACAAAUACAAAACCAUUGGACAUUGAAUUACAAUCACAACCGAUUAAAUCUUUACCAAAUUCUUUAUCUAACCAACUUUCAUCAAAUGAUAUAGCUCAGUAUAUUUCCACAAAUACUUCAACGAAUUCACUUCCCUAUAUCCCAUUUGAUUUAGUAAAUAAUUUAGAAACACAAAUGAACGAUAGUAAUGCCACAGAAUUAAGCCGAAUUCCAUUAUCGAAUACUCCGUGCAGUAGUGAUGAUUCUAUAAAUCACACAUCAAUAGCAGCUGCAGCCGCUGUUGCUGCUGCCGCAUUUUCUACUUUACCAAUCAACCCAAUUGCAACAAUGACAGCAGUUGGUGCAGUAGGCGAUUCUCUUAGCAAUCGAUCAUGGAACACUGUUACUCAUUUAUCUACAAAUAAAAAUGUAAACAAUCAAUCUACAUUCAAUCAACUGAGCUCAGAGGUUUCACCAACUAGUUCCAUAGGAAACACCUCAAAUUCUGUCAUCCAGUCUGGUAUACCACGAAAAUCGCCUAAUCAAAUGCGCGUAUUGUGUGAUAUUUGUAAUAAAUGGAUCUGUAAUAAAUAUUUUUUAAGAACACACAAAGCGAACAAACAUGGCGUGACAGAUCCGUCUUUAGGAUCCUUAGAAUGUUAUCGAUCUGGCCAUGAAAAGUCAUUUCCUACUAUGAAAUCACAUUUGAAUACAUCUUUUCGACGAAUAAUGAAUCAGUGUAGCAGAGAUACAUCUCAAGAAGAAGACAAAAAUAUUGGCGACUACACUAAUCCAAAUUGUAUACUUAGUUCUCCUUGUGAAUCCCAAGUAUCGUUUAAAAAUUCAAGUAUAACAUCCACUCAAGAACGACGGACCCAAAACUCCGAACAAACAAUAAUUAGUUGUGAUAAUUCAAUAGGAACUCCUUUAACAUCUAGUGAUGUUUCAUUCCCUUUGACAUUCCAAACUACUGUUGCUACAAAUUUACCUUGGCUUGGUUAUGGGUUUCCAUACCAAUCAUCAUCAUUAGUUUCAUAUCCAACAAUUAACUAUCCGAAUAUACUACCAUUCCCAAUGCUUCCGAACUCAGAUAUCUAUCCAUAUUCACAGACAAAUAUAGCUGGAAAAUUAGAGACAACGGAAUCAGUUUUACAUAAAUCUGAUUUACACAAAAGCUCAACAGAUAAAGAAUCUGAAAAUGAAGAGAACAAGAAUCCUUUAAAUUUAAGUUUAAAAAUAACUUUAGAAGAUCCAAAGAAUAUUUGUUGUUGUACAGUAUUGAAUAUAACAACUAAUACUGUUUCUAUUGGUAAUAAUAACAAUUGUAGUAGUGUUACAACCAAUAUUACUAAUAAGUCACAAGAAACAAACAUAACAAAUAGUAAGAUGAAUUGGUUAAAACGGGGACAACUAAUGAAGAAAUAUUUUAAAAAUCAAUACUUUAGUUCAUUUUGCAUCAAUCAUUCACGUCAACGAUUACAUUACAUAUCAAAUCAAUUGUUAUUAUCAUUACAAUUAAAGAGAAAAUCUAUUCAAUAUGUUAGAAGAAAAAUGUAUAUGAAAAGAAAACAGAAUACUGUUAAACAUAUUGAAAAAAUUGAAAGUUUGCCGGUGAGUACUAGUGAAAUACAACGUUACAGAACAAUUUAUCCUUACUAUUCAUUUAACAAAUCUAGAAGACCGGUCAAUUAUCACUGUUAUUCAAAACAUCUACAACAAAGACAACAACGAAAAAAGAAAAUGAUAAGAUCUCAUAACUCACUUUGCGAAUUACAGUCUUGUAAAACGAAUUCACCAGUAAAUUAUGAAAAUUUUCCUACAGAAGCAAUAAAAACCAAAUUGACAUUUUCAAAUAAAAUAUUUUGUCCUUUAUGUUUAAAUGGACAAGCAUUUAUAGAGUUCACUGAAUUCAUGAAACAUUUAAAACAAAAUCACUCAAUUUCUGAAUGUGAAUCAGUUAUGAAUGUAUUUAAAACACAAAUGGAAUUAUACAAUGCACAGAAUUAUGUCUUUCAAACAAGUAAUUUUAUUACUACAAGUGUUUCGGUGAAACCUGAUUCAUCCGACUGUAAUAAUCAUAUACCACCAAUGAACAGUACUGUUACAACUAUGUCAUUAGCGCAGGAAAGUUCAAACCCUUCCAAAAAUAAUCCUCCAUUCAAUACUUCUAACAGUCAUAAUGAUAUUAUGUAUGAAUUUCAAGAAAAUACUAGUCAGACUCGACUGGUGAAUUCAGUAGAUGUUAAUAAAUCCACAGAAAUGAUACCUUCCAUUGUUGUAUGUCAACCUUCAUUGGUAUUAUCACCACCACCCCUAUCAUUGUCAACUCCUUUCUCACCCUUUUCUAAUUCAUCAUCAUUACCAUUAUGUUCUCUGAGUUCUUCUACAAUUACAAACUCUGCAGUCUCUACACCUAGACCUCUUGGAAGGCCAUUAUUUAUGCCAAUUAAUUCUUUCACAAAAACUUUAUCUACAAUCUAA